Messenger RNA from Penicillium alfredii, 702 nucleotides. Its product is annotated as Smr domain-containing protein. The transcript is spliced from 4 exons. The record is from RefSeq and is a predicted model, not a curated record. Lineage: Eukaryota; Fungi; Ascomycota; Eurotiomycetes; Eurotiales; Aspergillaceae. Bases 1 to 702 code for a protein of 233 amino acids.
AUGUCGCACGAAUUGGCGCAUAUGGGCCCUCGGGCCUUCAACCAUGACCAAAGUCGCGACGCCGAAGAAGAGUACGAUCGGCUCCGCAACCUCGCUCGCCAGGAAGCCUCGAAGCGCAACUCAUGUUUCCAGCGGUCGCAAGACGCAUACUCGAGCGGCGAUGGCGCCGGCGCCAAACAGUUCUCGGAGGAAGGCAAGGCGCACGGCCGCAAGAUGGAUGACUACAACAAGCAGGCGUCCGAGUUCAUCUUCCGCGAGAACAACUCCAACGGGCGCGUCGCCGCCGAUACCAUCGACCUGCACGGCCAGUUCGUCGAGGAGGCCGAGGAGAUUCUCGAGGAGCGGAUCAAGUACGCCAAAGCGCAUGGACAGAACCACCUGCACGUCAUCGUGGGCAAGGGAAAUCACUCUGCGCACCACGUCCAGAAAAUUAAGCCGCGCGUCGAGCGAGUCUGCCGUGAGCUCGGCCUGCAGUAUGCCACCGAAGAGAAUGCCGGCCGCGUCUACGUCAACCUCACCGGCGGCCAGGCCGUCAUGCCGCCGUCGACGCACCAUGGCUCGCACCAGCAGUACCCCGGCCAACAGCACCAGCCGCACCACCAGCAACAGCCGCAGCAGCAGGAUGAGAUCGAGCAGGUGGUCAACGCGCUGCUGCCCAAGGUCAUGCGGAAGCUGGAGAAGGCUUGCUGUGUGGUGAUGUGA